AUGGAACAGAUACCUCAAGUAAAUCCACAACGCGUUUUCGAUUUGAUUCUCAUCUCAAUAAUAAGCCCCGUGACACAGAAGAGACAGUCUAAGGAUGUCCUAAAUGCAAAAUUGAGCCAAGAAACUACUAAGCCAGUGCCCGCGCCGGUAUUAUUCAACAAGCUUCUGAUAGCAUACAUAUCUUUACAGAUACAUCUUCUCGAUCUGAACUUCGAUAUAGUAGCGAAAACUAUAUUGAAGAGCUCCUCGAAUCCCAUUCCAAGUAUA
Molecule: messenger RNA, 267 nt
Organism: Brenthis ino (lesser marbled fritillary)
Lineage: Eukaryota; Metazoa; Arthropoda; Insecta; Lepidoptera; Nymphalidae
Source: the annotation of a GenBank genome assembly